Molecule: messenger RNA, 1113 nt
Organism: Setaria italica (foxtail millet)
Lineage: Eukaryota; Viridiplantae; Streptophyta; Magnoliopsida; Poales; Poaceae
Exons: 1
Coding region: 248-865 (205 amino acids)
Source: RefSeq, a predicted model, not a curated record
CCGGGCCACCAUCGUCACUCAUCACUCGACUCGACUCAUCUUUCUGUUGUCCCUCUCGCACGCACCCAGCCCAAGUCACCAGCACCAAACCCGCCGCCAUCACCCCCGCCGUCACCUCCCGUCCCUCCUCACGUCCAUCACACGCGUUCUUCCAAGCAACACAACACCAGCCGGGCCCCGGCGCGCACGCACACACUCCUCAGCUCCUCAUCCUCGCGCGGGGCAGACCGAGGUAACCCGAGGCUUCAUGGGCAACUUCGCGUCGUGCACGCUGGCGACGGCGGCCGGGACCGGGCGGGGCGCCCGGGUCGUGCUCCCCGACGGGCGGGUGCGGCAGGUGCCGCUCCCGGCCACGGCGGCGGAGCUCAUGCUCGAGGCGCCGGGCCACUUCCUGGCGGACGCGCGCGCGUUGCGGCCCGGGCGGCGGAUCGAGGCGCUCCCGGCGGACGAGGCCCUCGUGCGCGGGGCGCUCUACGCCGCGCUCCCCAUGAAGCGCCUGGGCGCCCCCGUGGCGCCCGCGGACGUGGCGCGCCUGGCGGCCGCGGUGGUCGCCAGCGGGGAGAAGGCGCGGGCGGCGAGGAGGAGGAUGAGGCCGGCGUCGUCGCCCGCCGCCACGGCCAAGGUGGCAGCCGUCGUCGCGCCGCCCGAGGUGCUGGAGGUCGCCGCCGCCGCCGCCGCGUCGCUUCUGGAGACGGACGCGCCCAAAACGAGGGCCCCGAGGCUGGAGGAGAUGGCCGUGGACGACGCGGAGGCUGCGGCGGAGAUCGAGGAGCUCAAGCAGCGGCUCAGCGGCGGCGGGCGCCGGUCGAGGCGGCCGACGCUGGAGACGAUUCAGGAGGAGAGCUACGCGGCAGCGAGAUGCUGAUGCAGGUCAAUAAUGGUCAAGGCCAACCAAGAUGGGAAAGGCUGUCUCUCGUAGGCUCAUAGCUUCUUUUUGUUUUUUUUCCUUUUUCACUUCUCCCCUAUUCACCUUGUGUAAAAUACCAGUACUUUUUUUUGGAGAGAGGAAAGAGAAACAUGAGUUGGAUCGAAAUGGUUUUGAAGAGUGAUCGAUAGAAAUGAGGGAAACUUGAGCAGUUCAGUUACCAGACCAAUAUAUUUACAAUUCAUUCA